Molecule: messenger RNA, 7708 nt
Organism: Pocillopora meandrina
Lineage: Eukaryota; Metazoa; Cnidaria; Anthozoa; Scleractinia; Pocilloporidae
Source: the annotation of a GenBank genome assembly
CUCGGUUGUAGGAGAAAUAUCCAUUCAUACCGCGGCACAGUUGUAGGCGUUCCGUCGCUAAUGUACCGAGUGCCGAAAUGGCAGGUUAUCGAAUAGGAGAGAAAAAUCGUGCCAAAAUAGAAAAGGAUCCCCAACUUCGCUCUCUUAUCUGCCUUUAUUGUGGGUAUUUGUCGAAAGAUCCGACAGUUUUAACGUGUGGACACCGCUUUUGUCGAACUUGUGUGGAAAGCGUUCGUGUUUUGGGGUAAGUUAAAAUGAGUUAAUCCCGGUGAAUCAAAAGAUCACAAGUUGAAGUUUAGAACAUGUGAUGGGGUCGAUGAGAACUUACUUUAUUCCGCUUACUUGACACAGAAGUGUCACUGACUAAGGGAAAUGUUGGUUCCUUCACAUUUUACAACGAAUGAUUUUUGUGUAUAUGUUUCUAUCCGAGAGUUUCAGCGUAAAACUAGUAUCAGUGUGCCCAUAUUGUGAUAAAUUUUCGAAAGAAAGAUAAGGAAUGCUAUAGAAAAAAAUCUUAAGUCGGGGACUUCUUUUCCCGCGAAAAUAAGUUUCACGCGCGAGUUGAUCGUGGUGGCCAGAUAAAAAUCAUGAUCUUCAUGGAACGGUUUUUAUGCAAAUUUGGCGAAUCCACCAUCAGCACUAACCAUCAGCACCACUUUCACUGAUGACGUAACGAAUUUCAGUGAUUUGAAAUGAUGAGCGGCGUGUGUGGAUCUGAUUGUGUGGUAGUCGUGAGAAGAAAGGCCGAUUUCGUACCACUGCAGAGCCCAGCCGAUUUUUGCUCUAUUUUCUAUCAAUUAAUUCUCAAUACUAAUGUAGUCUUUUGAAUUAUCUAGUUCCUUUGUAACUGUGGCGUGCCCUAUUGAUGGCCAUUAUGUAAAGUUGGAGGAGGUAAGGUUGAGCUUAUUUAUGCCAUAUAACUUCAAGGCAGAUUUAAGAAUACCAGCACUAUGCUAAGCACAGAAGUAAAUCCAGUACAGUGUGUGUUACCAAGCCGACGUGUUACCUAAAUGUAAGCUAUCCUUUCAGGAUUUAAGCCCCAUGAAUUUCAGUUUUUAAAAGAAUGUACAUGAGUAUGGGUAACCCAGAUUUCUGAUCUUUCAAGAAGGGUUUUCAAGAUUUUUUCUCCCUAUAACUAUUUUUCCAUCAUAAGAAUUUAUAAAUUAGAAGAUUUGAAAUCACUUAAAUUUACAUCCUCUGAAUUUUUAACUUUGUUAAUUCUAGUGCCACCAAGAUAAGCUCGCAAUAACACAAAUAAACAAUCUUGUUAUGUCCUGUGAGAUAAAAACUUGCUCUUGGCUUGGCAAGGUAUGGCAUUUAGAGGUGAGUUUAUUUUUCUGUGAUCACAUUACCCUAAUUACAUUUGUCAAUCCAACUAUGUCUUUAAGUUAACUGUGACCUAAAACUGCCAGAGUGGUUAUUCCCAGUUUCUGAGCACCAAGUGAUGAAAGCUUUGCUGGUCUAUUGCAUGACAGGUUAACCCCAACCAUCCCCCCCACCCUCCCCCCUUGAAAUGUGCUUGGUUUUCCUAACUUGUACUUAGCUUUACUCUGGCUGGGGUGAAGUCAGGUGUACUGAGUUUCUACAGUAGCAUGUUUAAAAUCAAUGUUCUUUGCAAUUGAUCUCAACAAUAUUACAUUAUUAAUCUAGUCAUGAAUAAAUGUGAAUUUACAUUAGCUGCAACUGUAAGAAUUGGUUAAAUUCUACUAAUAACCACCAGUUGUAAUUAAAUAAUAUAAUGAAUUAAAGAAAGACCUCUUUUUGUCUUGUGGCUUGCAUGGAACAAAGGGAUAAUCUGUGUUCUAAUGCUUUGCAUAGAGCCAUGGAGACUCAAAGGUCUGAGGUUUGAUUUUUUAUGGAGCCUUUUUCCUUGUCCCAUACUUGCCAUGUAACAAAAAAUGAGCCUUCUUCAUACCAAUUAUAAUUUUGUCUUUUUGUUAUUGAAGUCAUAUUUAAGUAUUGGAGCACCUACAUUACUUGUAUUCUUCUUGAAUAGGAUCAUAUGAAAGAUUUUCACUAUGGCCACGAAGAGGAAUGUGCAAAGGUAACUCAAUCUACCUUUUUCUUUGGUGUGGUGGUCUCUAACUCAAGGGAUCAUUCGCUGAGGUUGUCUCUUUUACCUGACUACAAAGCUUACCCAAGUGUAACCUGAAACUAUAUAUUAUUAUGUAAUCAAAGACAUUAGAGUGAUUUAGAUGAUUAUUACAGAUCACUUAAAAGUCAGAAAGAAUAAUUUUCAAGAUCAGGGAAAAGUCAAAGGGAGUUUCAUUCUGAUAGUCAGGGAAAUUUAUAUCUUUGAGUGAAGUCAGGGAAAAGUGAAAUUUCAAUUAAAGUUAUAUGAAAUGCUUUAUCUUGUCAUGGCCCUCUUUAUGAUUUCCCUUUGUAUAAGCAAUUUCAAAUUGGUUUGUGAAUGACAUCAUGUUUUUUAUUUUUCUUCUAUUUUCAUUGUUUCCUCACGUUUUAAAGAUUAUUUGCUUCAUUUCAUGGUCAGAGAAGAUGUUAGAUCUGUGGAAUAUUCUGUAAUUAAAUUGAUUGACAAUAAAGCUAAGGAUGACUUCACUAUCAACUUGUGUACACUGUAUGUAACUUACUGAGGGCAUAAAAUUUUGGGUGGAGAGGAUGCCUGUGAGAUGAGCUUGAAGACCAUCAUCAGGACUGUUUUUUAAAUUGUUGAUUCAUUUGGUCAAGAAAAAUUGAUGAUAUCAGUUAGAAAGUAUUUGAAAACCUAUAACUGAGGCAACCAUGUAAUACAAAAUUUAGUGCUAACAGUCAGUGCUUGAAAACUGAGCAUGAACGUUUAACUGAGACUAACAGUAAUUAUUAUUUUUUAAGAAUUUGCACCAGGAUGGGGAACUUAAAAGGCUAAGACAGGAGCAACAAGAGGCAGCAAGGAAGAUCACGGACAUUGAAGAAAUGGUGAUCAUUUCAUAGACUAAUGUAAAAACAGUUGUACUUUCAUGUGAAAAAAAGCAAACAAAGUAAAAGCAGACUUGGUCCAUUUACUUGUACUACUCUUACACAUGUAUGCAAUCCAUGAGCUGACAAAUUUCAAAUAUCUAGAAUGGGAACUAAAGGUGAACUCAAAACAUUGCUGUAAAUGCAGUGGGAGAAUUCAUCCCUUCAAAUACUUUCAUAUGACUAUAAGCUGAGGCAGAUGCUUCACGUUUAAAAGAAGGAGUAAUUACCAUACCCUUCAAACAUUUACUCUUUGUGGACGUUGUUUGAAUUUUCAAAAGCAAUAUUUUCUGAGCUCAACAGCUUUGCUUUUUUCAAGACUGAAAUUUGAGGUAUUGUAAUUCAUGUUAGAUACUCACUCGGGCUGGGGUUUAUACUACCUCAGUUUUGAAGGAGUGUAUGUACUCAUACAAAUAAUUACCAUGUUCUAUUAUUUUUUAAUAGAGCCAUGAAUAAAGUGAAAAUUUUUUUUUUUGGAUUGUUUCUUUCAUUUGUAGCUUGGAAACCAAGAUGUGACAAUCCAUAACAUAAGGAGGCAACUUUCUGCAUUUUCGGAUGCUUUUGUGAAAGUCCAAGGCCAUGGUCAGUUGGACAAUAAAGUAAGGGACUAAACAAUAAAGAUUCAGUAUAUGCAGAUGAUGAAUCAAGGUUGUUAAAGUGUUUGUCAGUUUUUCUAAUUAGGAUGGUUAUUUUACGAUGCCAGUUCUUUAACUGAUUUAAUUUUGUGCUUUCUAAAUGUUUUGUUUGUUUCCUGUAUGUGCUGUGAAACAAUUGUUUCAAUUUUUCUCAUAAAGGUCUUAUUACCUUCCUUGGACAUAUCAGAUGGUUUAUGGAGGUUUCUCCCCUUACCACUUUUGUGAAUUAACCCCCCCCCCCCUUGUAGUAAAACAGUUUGCCCCAAAUAUUUUAACUUUUCCUUGUAGCAAAAUUCCUUUUCUGUCAAAAUCAUACUAUAAAUUCUGAUCAACAGGCAAUUUUUUUUUGCUGAGUCAUAUACUUGACUACGAAACCAUGUUAGUCACCCCUAAACACUGUGUUUGGUGACAUGAGUGCAAGUAUUAAAUUACAAAGUAUGUCUGUGGGUGAUUGCUUAAAAAUAUUUGUUACCUUUAAAGGGGCUGUUUUUGUUUCUUGUCAACAAGUGAAUGAAUACCAGACUAUGAGAAGAUAUAAGAGGUUGAGUGAACUGGGGCAAAUAAAAGUACAUAAAAAAUCUACUUGCACAUUUCUAUAUUUGCAUAUUUCAGGAAAUAUUGACAGGAAGUGAUGAGCUGAGGCAACAACUGAACACUUUCAAGCAUAAAAUUCAAACUUUGGAAGAACAGGUACUGGUACAUGGACAAAUUUGAUGAGGUUGACUGAAGUCUAGCUCUUCUUAACUUACUAUCUACUCUCAGCAGAAAAGUAAUGUCUUGCCCAAGUGUACUGUACUGUGUUUUCCUACAAUUGGAAGGUUUUUCUCACAAAACGAGGGAGUUUGCAUUUGACUGAGACUAACAGUGAUUAUUAUUUUUAAGAAUUUGCACCAGGAUGGGGAACUUAAAAGGCUAAGACAGGAGCAACAAGAGGCAGCAAGGAAGAUCAUGGGCAUUGAAGAAAUGGUGAUCAUUUAAUAAACUAAUGUAAAAACAGUCACACUCUCAUGUGAAAGAAAGAAAACAAAGUACAAGUAGACUUGGCCCAAUUACUUGCACUACUCUUACAUAUGUAUGCAAUCCAUGAGCUGUAAUUCACCAGGCUACUAAUUACAUUUAUUCAAAAUAUAUUUUGGAUUAUGGGGGUACGUUUUUAGAGAAUUUUGGGUGCUGUGUUGGUGGGAGAGUAUAACAGGGUAAUUUAGUAAUAUCAACUGAAUUAAUCAUGUAAAUUGGCCACUGUGAAGAGUUUCUUCAAAGCUGAUGUUUGGAGUAUUAGCCCUUUGUCAGAGCAAAUGACAAAGGGCUUUAUUAAUGCUCCUUACAUCAACUUUGAAACCUUUUAUGGUGGCCAAUUUACAUUUAUAAACUCAGUUGAUAAUACUAAAUUACCCUACAUUUUGAAUUGUCUUAUAAUGCCAGUCAUGUGCCAUUUUGAAGAAUUUUAAAUGUCUGGAAUGAGAACUAAGGGUGAACUCAAAACAUUGCUGUAAAUGCAGUGGGAGAAUUCAUCCCUUCAAAUACUUUGAUAUGACCAUAAGCUAAGGCAGAAGCUUCACUUUUAAAAGAAGGAGCAAUUACCAUACCCUUCAAAUAUUUACUCUUUGUGGACGUUGUUUGAAUUUUCAAAAGCAAUUUUUUCUUAGCUUAACAGCUUUGCUUUUUUCAAGACUGAAAUUUGAGGUAUUGUAAUUCAUGUUAGAUACUCACUUGGGCUGGUGUUUCUACUACCUUUUCAAGGCAAUAUAUAUAUAUAUAUAUAUAUACAUACAUACAUAUAUAUAUAUAUAUAUAUAUAUAUAUACAUAUAUAUAUAUAUACAUACAUACAUACAUACAUACAUACAUACAUACAUAUAUAUAUAUAGGAAGUCUGCAAGUCGAUUUUCGCGUGGAACAGUGCUCAAUAUGUUGAAGCAGAGCAGAAUAAAUAUUAUGAGAGGGAAAAAGGGACGCAACUACAUUUCCCGACAAGCCUGUUUCGUGAAUUGCUUCACUCUUAUAUAUAUAUAUAUAUAUAUAUACUCAUGCAAAUGAUUACCAUGUUCUACUAUUUUUUAAGAGAGCCGUGAAUAAAUUGAUAAACUUUUUGUUUGGACUGUUUCUUACAUUUCUUGCUAGAAAGGCAAGAUGUGACAAUCCAUGACAAAGUAUGUUUGUCACUGAUUGCUUAAAAAUGUUUGUUACCUCUAGAGGGGCUGUUUUUGUGUAAUGGCAACCAAUGAAUGAACACUGGAGUAAGAUAUGAGAGGGUGAGUGAAUAGGGUUGAAUAUUAGUACAUAAAAAAAAAACUUGCACAUUUCUACAUUUGCAUAUUUCAGGAAAAAUCAGCAGGAAAUGUUGAGCUGAGGCAACAACUGAGCACUUUGCAGCAUAAAGUUCAAACUUUGGAAGAACAGGUACAUGGACAAAUUUGAUAAGGUCAUUUGAUGAGACAAAGUUGAUAAGGUCUUACUCUUCUUAAAUUGCCCUCUACUGUCAGUUGAAAGUAAUGUCUUGUUCUGUUGUACUGUGUUUUUUCUUACUACUGGAAGGUCUCUUUCACAAAACUUGGGAGUGUCCAUUUUUUUAUUAACCUUUCACAAGGGAAUUAUCAUAUCUCUUGUCUUUUUUACUUUCCAGCUAAGGGUACAAAAGGAUCAAUGUGGCAAAUACCGUGUUGAGUGUGUAGCUGAAAGUGGUCGCACUUGUGAGGAGCGUAACAUAGAGGUUGAAACUCUUCAGGGCUCCAUCAGUUGUUUGGAGAAACAGCUUGUUGAUGUACAAAAUAAGUAUGCUGCUUUGCAAACCAGCCAUGCUAACUUGCAACAUCGCCUUGAUGCUUUGCAAGCACAGUUUACAUUUUCUUGAUGUUCACCAGGAGGCACUGAAAUGGUUUUAUUUACAGUUUGAUUGUGCCUCUCUGGCAAGUUCUUCAGCUGAAGUAUUUCAUCUUAGUGUCACAAAGUGUCCUAUACUCUUUGUGGAGGGAAAUUUAUUGUGAGAUUACUCCCUGCAAGGCUGAUGCAGAUUUCAUUCUUGAUUCCUAUCAAAGGUGAUUAUGCCUGUGUUUUUACAGUAAUGUAUGGUGCUUGUUGUAACCCCUAGUCUUCGAAGUAGGUCCUUUGAGAUAGCCUUCAUUUAUUUUUGUGACUCUCGAGGGACAUAGUCGAAGUUUGUUUGUUAUGAAAAGCAAUGUUUCAUUUCUCUUUUUUUUAAUGAAUUAGUGCUACUUUCAGACAUUAGGAGCCUAUCCUGUCUAUUAUUAUCCAUUAUCUGCAUUACUUUGUAUUAAACACAGCUUUUAUCACACUGAAAUCUGCAAUUUUGCUGGUAACUGGUAUUCAUGUUUAAUUUUCAUCAAGAUCCAAACUUCAUUCCCAUGUUCCUGACAAGAAAAAAGCUGUUUGUUGGUAGUAGGGCCAGUUUACAAAAUUUGUGAUCUUUUCUUUUUAAUCAGUACCUUUAAGUUUGAAUUGGUAGUGCUAUUGUAUGGAGAAAUUGAUCGUUGGUAAUUCUGUAGGGAUUAGAGAGUAGAUGUGUUUUUAUACCAGGUUGCACCAACUUCUUUAACCUGUUGGCUCAUGUUUUGGAAGGAAUUUAAUGAUGACACCGUGGGAAAUUUCAAAAAAAGGAAGGAGGAUAGUUUGGGAUUAUGAACAAGUGAUGUUUCUAACUUCAAAGGUAGCAUAUUUCUUAAACUAGGCACCCACACUCCAUUAAGUGCCCCCCCUCCUCUCUCAAUUUCUUAAAUAGUAAAGAUACAAGGAAAAAUGAUUCUAUUGCCAAAAUUGACCAGAAUCAAGCUUUACCUACUGCAGUACAAGAGAAUAGUUAGAGAAUAUUCUUCUAUUGUCCAUGUGGUAACUCAAGAAUUAUCAUAUUGGUUAGCAGUAGAUGUGGUUGGAGCAUCAUAAAUUGUUGUUCCACUGUAGUGUAAUAGAGGGUUGGACCCCAUCAGUCUAUAUGACAGUACUUAUUACUACACUUGAUGUAAAACAGUGCAAAAAUCAUUUUAAUACAACUCAAACACCCUUGAGUGUUUGAUGGCAAUUUCGAAUUUUAUCAGGAAGAGUUUUUUGUCACCUUAUUUUGAGGCUAUUUUCUUAGAGUCUCAUUUUAUAAGAGUCUCGUGAGAC